UGGAUCAUCAUUCCAUUGCUAAGUAACGCUGUGUCGCAGUUCAAGAAGUACAAAUCACCCAGAAUGAAACGUUUCUUAAGUAUGUAAAACCGCAUUUUGUAAUUGGGAGCAACCGAAGUUCCGUUCCUUGCAGUAUAUGCAGUUGUACGGAUCCAUUACUUAUUCUGUGUUUAAGCCCCGGUCAAACUACGGAGAGAAUUGAUGAGAGUUUUCUCAACUCUCGUGCCCCGGUCAAACUAGCCUGCGUAGCAGGCGGUUAAACGAGAAGAAGAGUUGAAAUUCUCCUUGUAUUUUUCUGGUAGAAAACAAUUAUUAAUAUAGCCAUUGAAUUAAUCGAACUCUGUGAAGUGAAUUAUUGUAUUAUACUGAUUGAGUUGACUAUAGUAACCUCGCUCUAAAUGAAUUAGCGUGCGUGUUGCGAAAACUCUCGUAUUCUGUGGUUAAGCCCUGGUGAGAGUUGAUGAGAGUUGAGGAGCGAGAGUUUGCAUGAGAGUUUUCUCAACUCUCGUGCCCCGGUCAAACGAGAACAAGAGUUGAAUGAGAAUGGACUGGAUAUUACCGCGAAAACUCUAACCAAUUCUCAUCUAAAUUUGAAGCAGCUCAAAGUUGACGCGAGACUGCAUGAGAGUCCAUGAGAGUUAAUUUUAAUUUUUUAAAUUUAUUAACUUUGCCAUUAUUAAUAACGAAAAUUUACAUGCACAUAUUUAUACAAGAAAAUUUUGGCACGGACAACAAACAAUUAAUAUAUUACAUAAACAAUUAUUUAAAUAAAUCACUUGUUAUAACAAACUAACUACUAACAUUUAAAAUGAGCUUUAGUUUCAACUUCUAUAGUAGCAACAAGUUAUUGGCGAUGUUAGACAGCGUACAGAAUUACACUUCAGGCCUAUGGUUCUAAAUGUUUGCGGAUUUUCAGGAUUACAAUUGACUUCUAAUGAUUUAUAUUUCUGCAAGACGGAUUUAAUGUUGACGGUGAAACGCCAGCGACAGUUGCAACUUUAAUCAACUUUCAUCCUUGUUUUUCCAAGGCUUUAAUUUCCUUCUCCACAGUUGCAUGUGGAAAAAGUACAUCCAGUUUGACCCAACACCUCGUCUCUGAAUACUCUAUAUACGGUUUCUUCCUGGGGUGACACUGGACCAAUAAGUGUUUUCUUUAUUUAGUGGUACAGAUGGGAGAGGAAUAUUAUCAUGCGAGAGAUUAUACCAAAGCUCUGGCGUAAGUCGACAUUAUUUCGUGGUUUUGUUCACCCCCUUACGGAAAAUUCGCAUACAAUGUCACAUGUAGGGAGACUAUACAAAACUCUGCCAUUUGAUGUUUGUUUUUUAGUCUUCUUGGCGUAGUGACCGGUGAUUAUCGAAAAGAAAAAUGGUGGUCGUUAUUGACAGCCAUGUUGUGCACUUCAUUAAGGUAUAGUAUAUAAAUGCAGUUGUUAACCACUGACAUACAGUAUAGACCCCCUAUGCCUGUGUUAAAAUUUCUCGCUGUAAUUAUUUCGCUGGCAGAAUUUAAUUAACUAUCAGAAUGCUCUUUAUAUAAUCUUAAUGUACAAUUCCAAAUGAAGAAGAUGGCUAUAUUUACCAUACUACUUUAUUUUGCCACAUUUUUUUGUUUAAAGAUGUGCUUAUCUCCUGGCGAACAUUCAAGAGUACUUGACGAUUUGUAUUGAACUAAUGGGUCAAUGUAUCCUUUUUGAAUUUGAAUUAGAGGCUAAACUAAACUAACUUUAUUUAUGCUAGUCAUUGCUCUUAUAAUUAUUUUUUGUGUGUUUGGGUGUUAUGUACUCAGGUGAAUAUGAUGUUUGUAAUGUUACUCUGAGUGUGCAUCCACACCGGGCAAGCUGAAAAAUUAGCUUGGUCACGGUGGGAAUCGAGUCCGCGACCUUUGGGAUACUAGUCCAAUGUUCUGCCAACUGAGCUACGUGGUAUUCCGAAAUAUCAUCAACUCGAACCGACUUGACCACGUAGCUCAGUUGGCAGAGCAUUGGACUAUAGUAUCCCAAAGGUCGCGGGUUCGAUUCCCACCGUGGCCAAGCUAACUUUUCAGCUUGCCCAGUGUGGAUGCACACUCAGAGUAACAUCACAGACAUCAUUGCUCUUAUAGAUAGAUAGAAACUUUUAUUUAAAUGGGGUAAUCCAAUCAGUUACAAUGUUGACUGUUAGAGGCCCAGUAAGAGACAUUUCUAUAUGUCCAGUGUUACUAUCCAGGAAGGAGCUUAAACUAAAUUUACUUAUACUGAAUAGCUCUCUGUCAGUUAUAGCUUUUCUUCAUAUAAAGGUCCAGAAAGAGUCAUCUCUUAUUAAUCUAGUGUUACUACAGGAAGAAACCUAAACUAAACUAACUUUAUUUAUACUGGAUAGCUCUGUCAGUUAUGAGCUUUUCAUCUUAGAGGUCCAGUAAGAACCAGUAGAAAACAUUCGUGCAAAAAUCGCGUUGUUAUUGCUUUACUCUCUCCAAGAUGCUCUGCACUAUUCGGACGAAAGAACUAGAAUUCAAAUGAAUUUAAUACGUGUUAUAUCUGUAAGUAAAAACUAACAAAUGUUAUAUAUAGCCAAGUAAUGAGUUAAUUUUUGUUUGUAAGUCAAGGUUAGAUCGUGGAGGUCAGUUCUAAUAAUAUAAAGAGAAAUGUUUUUCUUGGUAAAAUAUUCGAUGAUCCAACCAUUAAAAAGUCAAAAAAAAAUUUACCCAACCUCAAAUAUCAAUUAAAAAAUAAAUAGCCACCCCUGGCCAAAAACUUUACAAAAAGAUACCAUUCAGUUGUCACCCAUGUCCUUUACCACUUCUGUGACAUGAGUUUGAUAACUGCUUGUGCAAUUUUCUGCAGUCUAAACUUACACGUCGUCUGCACUUGCACUUUCUUUGGAGACACCAUUUGCCUCCUGACAAAUCAGAAAGUGAUUAAUUAAGAUAGAUUAUAUUAAUGUAUUGACAUAUGACUGUUGACAGUUCAGUCUUCAAUAUUUUAUGCUUUGGAAAUGACAAUAAAUUUCUAUUACCCAACCCUUGAGUUGAGUUGUUUUUCAUUUACCCAAACUUUUACUUACGUAGAAUUUUAUUUACCCAACCCUUUUCUCUUCGGUGCUGAAAAUAUAACUUUCCGUUGUCCAGGGUGACUCGCCCGACCAUGAACCAGGUUGUGAUGUAGAGGCGAUAGAAGAAGCGAAGGAGCUUUGGAAAGCUUCAAUGAAACAGGGACCUCAUCUCAUUAAUAUACAGAUGUCCAAUAUCGCUGCUUUUGGUAAGUGGAAGAUAUUAAUGUUAUUGAUAGCUUUACGCUGGACCGGUUUGAGUGAAAUUGUUUGAAAACGUCACUGUUGCCGUAACAAUUUGAGCAAGGUUUCUAAACGGAGCGAGAUGAAAACGGAGCGCAUGGCGGCUUCAUGUGAACACAAACGUCGUUAUUUUUUUGUACCGCUUGCAAACCAAGCAUCUCAGGUCUUAAAACAGUAAAUUUGAAUGCUUUUUAAAUUUAUUUGCUCUAUUUGAGAUAUUUUGAAUUUAUAUGAGUGCUAAUUUAAUUUGUAAACAAAUGUGUUCCGACGGCCUAUACUCGGCCGUCGGAACAAGUGCGACUUUCCGACGCGUAGGAGAGCACGGCGGUCGUGACGCAGCCUUUGGCGCGAGCCAAGGUGUAACGGCCGCCGGUGCAGAUCCUGGUGGUAGCAUGGAUAAUAAAAAAAAUGGAUAGGACUCUAGCUGACGUAAGCAAAAACAACCUAGUUGCAAUCUGUGACGUCACGCGUAUUGCAAAGUUCUGAGCAUUUUUGUUGUUUCGCUAUACUUUCCGCUUUAAAAGAGUAAUAUUGAAGCAUAUACUGGUCUAAUUGUUUUAAAAACAUGCCUAAGCCACGACAAAGUAUUCAAGGUAAAUGUAAUUUUUUACAUUUGUAGCUACGAAAUUGGCGUCCCCAAUUUUAACGAAAUUUGGGAUGCAUUUUUCACUGUUUAGUGCUUGAAAUAUUUGCUAAAAUUGACUGGGAAUACUUAGAGAUUUCAUCGUAGAGUGGCGUAGUUCUAUUCAUUUGCUCUUUGACUAAAAUGUUUAGCUGUAUUAUUGCUAAACAUGCCGUCAGCUAGAUUCCUAUCCAUUUAUGUCUAAACAUGCUGUCAGCUAGUUUCCUAUCCAUUUAUUUUAUUAUCCAUGGUGGUAGUAGCAAAUAUUCAAUUAACACACGUAAAUUCUGCCCGCAUUAUUUCUCUCCGGUGUAGUGUAAGCCUCAAAACAAUGUCCUUGUCAUCGGAAUAUUUCUGGUGAAUUAUCCUAGGAGAUACUCGACAAUUACGUCACACAUACUUUUUGAUCUUGGAGCCUCCUCUCAUUAGCAAAUUAUACGCAAGGUGAUUGGCUCACGAUUCAUGAGAGCGAGGCUCCCAGGCCAAAUGACGUAAUUAUUGAAAGGGUGUAUUGAAAGGGUGUAUUCCGGCAAUUACGUCACCACUAACGCUGUUUUGAAACAAAUUCGAAACCUAUUCCAUUUAAGGUGGCAGUAGUAGUGUAUGUGGUUUUCGACCCUUAUUUUUGGGGCGGCGCGGGGCGGCGCAUCAUCCUUAGCAUACGUCAUAAUUACAUUCAAUGACGUCACGCGAGUAGGAUCAGGCAAGUAAUGACGUCACGCGGGCGAGCUUAAACACGAUCGGGCGAAACUUGCUGACUACGCAUUUUUUAGCGUCCCUCCUCGUGUGCGACACAAUAGUUAGGGCUAUUAUUAUUAUUAUUAUUAUUAUUAUUAUUAUUAUUAUAAUUCAUUUAUAUAGCGCCAUUUCCCAUAGCUCAAUAGCGCUUAACAUCAGUGUUAAAAAUAUAUACUAAGUGUUAGAACAUAGUGCAUGCAUUAACUACUAAAAUUACUAUACUAUAAAAUUACUAAAAAAUAAUUAUAUGCUCUUCUCGUUAAGAAUAUAAAAUUACUUUAUGUUAUGUAUGUUGAUAAUAUUAAAACAACAACUAUAUAGAAUACUAUAAAAUUGCUAAUAAUCUUGUUAAAAUAAUAACUUAGUCAUAAUACUGUUUAAAAAGAUGUGUCUUUAAUCUGGUUUUAAAAAUAGGCAAGGUCUCACUCUUUCUAAUAUACUCUGGCAGUUCGUUCCACAGUUUCGGUGCAGCAUAUGAGAACGAUCGUUCACCAUAGUUCACUAGUUUUACUGAAGGUGUGGUAAGCAAUCCUUUGGAUGAGGAGCGUAAAUUUGCUGAUGGUGUGUAAGGUUUUAGCAUAUUAUUAAUGUAAUGUGGAGCUGAGCCAUUCAGAGAUUUAUACGUGAUAAGAACAAUUUUAUAGAUGAUGCGUUGACUGAUGGGGAGCCAAUGUAAUUGUUUCAUUAAUGGAGUAACAUGGUCGUAUUUUCUGCUUCCUGUCACCAGACGAGCAGCACAGUUUUGCACAUUCUGUAAUCGAUCUAUAAGAAAUUUAGGUAGUCCGUAUAGCAAAGAGUUGCAAUUAUCUAGUUUCGAUGUAAUAAAGGCAUGAACUAGGGUUUGGAUAUCUGAUUUUGAUAAGUACUCUUUUAUUCUUGCUAUUUUUCUCAAAUGGAAAAAACAGUUCUUGCAAAUGUUGGUAAUAUGUUUAUCCAUGGACAUGUGUUGAUCGAAGGUUACACCGAUGUUUCGUGCUGAAGUACUUGGUUGAACUAUUGACUUAGAUAUUUCUAUAUGGUGUACAGCAGGGCAUAAACGAUUUCGUGCAUUGAUUACUAGUAACUCAGUCUUGUCCCCAUUCAAUUUUAAUUUAUUUUUGACCAUCCACAAAUCAAUCUCCUUUACACACAUUUCGAUUUGUACCAGUGCUCCCGCUUUUCCUUCAGUGGUUGACUCAAAAGCGAGAUAUAAUUGCGAGUCAUCUGCAUAAAAGUGAAAAUCAAGAUCAUGACCUCUGAUGAUAUCACCAAGGGGUGAAGUGUAUAGUAAAUAUAGUAUAGGGCCGAGAACUGAUCCUUGUGGGACUCCACAGCGCAAGUCUUUAGAGAUAGAUUUAACACCGUCAAUCACUACACUUUGCGUUCUAUUCUGAAGAUAGGACUGAAACCAUCUCAACACUUGCCCAUCUAUCCCAAAUCUUUUGAACAUUCGUUGUAGUAAAAGUUCGUGAUCAACAGUAUCGAAUGCUGCUGACAUAUCUAGUAAUAGCAACACCACACACUUACGAUUAUCAAUGGCUACAAGAAUAUCGUUUUGUACUUUUAAUAGGGUUGUUUCUGCACUAUGAAAACGUUUAUAUGCCGACUGGAAGGGUUCUUCUAAUUUGUUAUUAGCCAAGUGUUCCAGAAGCUGACCGGCAGCAACCUUCUCAAUUACUUUAGACAGGAAUUUUAAAUUUGAAAUAGGUCGGAAAUUUGUGUAUUCUUCGUAAUCCAGCGAAUCUUUCUUUAGUUUUGGUUUCAACACGGCUUCUUUUAGUAUCUCAGGCAUACAACCUGACUGAAGUGACUCAUUACUGAUCUUAGUAAUUAUAGGUAAGAGAGUCUUCUGACAACCUUGAAAGAUUUUUGCGGGCACUGGAUCAAGUUCACAAGAUUUUUUACCAACUUUGUCAAUAACAUUUUCAAUCUCAUGUUCCGUGACUUCUUGAAAGUUAAUGAAUUUAACGCAUUGUGCAUAUUGUUCCUCUUGAUUUCGCUGAUUACAGUGGGAAGAAUCGAUGGCUAGUUCUUUCCAUAUAAUAGCAAUCUUAUUAUUGAAGAAAUAUGAAAAUUUAUUCACAAGUUCAGUCGUUGAUGACGCAGUUGGAUAGCGCUUUUCUGGCUUUCGAUGGAGUAAUUUAUCAACCGUACUAAAUAACACUUUCUGAUUAUGUGCAUUACUGGAAAUAACCGAUGAGUAGUAUGUUGUCUUAGCAUUCUUUAUCAUGGCAUUCACUGUCUCACAUUGUUUGACAUAUAACUGUCUGUCAAUACAUAGUCCAGAUGCGCGCCAGCGGCGCUCUAGUUUCCUGCGAUUUCUUUUUUCUUGACCAAUCUCCUCAUUGUACCAUGGUGAUAAAGGACGAAGAGUUAUAAUUCGUCGUUUUUGUGGAGCAUGCUGCUGUAAUGUUUCUUUCAACGUAUUUUCAUAUUUAUCAAUAAGGACGGAAAGAUCAUAAUCGUCAUUUAAAUCUAGUACUUUUAGAUCUUCAUUGAAACUAUCCAUGUUUACAUUGUUUAAUUUUCGAUAAUAAAUUUCAGCUUGUUCUAAUGGUGGUUUCUCUAACU
Paramuricea clavata is the source of this 7180-nucleotide messenger RNA. The record is from the annotation of a GenBank genome assembly. NCBI's taxonomy places the organism in Eukaryota, Metazoa, Cnidaria, Anthozoa, Malacalcyonacea, Plexauridae.